CCCACCUUAAAACUACACUCAAUUUUCUGAUUUGAUUGAUAUUAAAAUCGGCGUACUCCUACAAUCCCCGUACUCGCUCUUCCUUCUUUAGCUCUUUUUGUUUUUGUUUUUGUUUUCUCUUAUUUUCUUCCGAUCUGAAGCCCAUCCGUGGCUUUCACAGUCCCUUGAUCUCCUCCUAUAUCCCAAUCACUUUUUCCCUUCUUGCGAUCUCACGAAACCCGUGAGGUUUCGAUCUCUUUCUCUUGCUCUCUCUCUCUCUCUCUCUCUCUCUCUCUCUCUCUCUCUCUCUCUCUCUCUUUUUAAAUUAAGGACAAGGCUAUUUGCUAUAUUUUCUCUCUCUAGGGUUUCCAUUAAGGGACGACGCCCCAGUAUCCCAUCUCAUCUCAGAUUUUGUUCAAUCUGUUUGAAUGACCUUGUAACAAAAUCUGAAUCAUGACGUCAAGCAUGCCACCUGGAGAACGGAGAUGGACUUCUGCGAGACGAAGUGGCAUGACUGUUUUGGGAAAAGUUGCUGUUCCAAAACCUAUAAACUUGCCCAGUCAAAGGUUAGAAAAUCAUGGUCUGGAUCCUAAUGUGGAAAUUGUUCCCAAGGGAACCCUUAGUUGGGGCAGCAAAUCAUCUUCUUCAUCAAAUGCAUGGGGCUCCUCGACAUUGUCUCCAAAUAUUGAUGGUGGUAGCAGUUCAUCCAGCUAUCUCAGUGCCCGCCCUUCAUCUGGGGGAAGUGGCACAAGACCUUCAACUGCGGGUAGUGACAGAGCACAUGAACCUGCUAAUGCCUGGGGUUCAAAUUCUAGACCAUUGUCAGCUUCUGGGGCAUUGGCUUCAAAUCAGACAUCACUUGCAUCUUUGCGUCCUCGCAGUGCAGAAACAAGACCUGGUAGCUCUCAGUUAUCCCGGUUUGCUGAAGCUGUGCCUGAAAAUUCAGGGGCAUGGGGUGCCGCUGGGACGGCAGAAAAAUUGGGAAUGACAUCUUCCAAGAUUGACGAGUUUUCUCUCACAUCUGGAGACUUUCCUACUCUUGGUUCUGAAAAGGAUACCUCUGGAAAGAACACUGAGUUGCAAGAGCAUGGUUCUCAAUGUCGUCCUGGCUCAUCCUCUGGAGUAGCACCAAUGAAAGAGAGUACUGGGACUUCUAUUGUUGUUGACAUUUCUGUAAAUGCAAAUCUAAAGAGUGGAACUGCAAAUUCUUGGAGAAGAGAUAAUCCUCCAUACAGUGAAGAGGGAGUCCGACCAAGCAUGGAGAAGUGGCAUGCAGAUCCCCAGGGGCCCCAUCCAUACCCUAAUACUGGUAUUCCGCCACAACAUUAUGAUGCUUGGCAUGGCCGACCAAUAAACAAUCAUCCAGGUGGUGUUUGGUAUAGAGGACCUCCUGCAGGUCCUCCAUAUGGGCCACUAGUUGCUCCUGGGGGCUUUCCUUUGGAACCACUUACUUAUUAUCGGCCUCAGAUUUCAGGUAGUGCUCUUGGUAAUCCACAGCCAGUUCCUCCUCCAGGAGCAGGGCAAAGGGGACCUCAUCCAAAAAAUGGAGAUAUGUACAGAGGCCCUAUGCCUGAUGCUUUUGUCCGCCCAGGUAUGCCAAUUAGGCCUGUUUUUUACCCUGGUCCGGUGGCCUAUGAGGGCUACUAUGGUCCUCCCAUGGGCUAUCGUAAUUCAAAUGAACGAGAUAUGCCAGUUAUGGGAAUGCCAGCUGGCUCGUCUUCUCACAACUGGUAUCCAGGUCAAAAUGCUCCAGAUCCUGGUGUUUCUUAUGCCAGGCCCAGUGGCUAUGGUCCUCCAGGAAAAGCAUUGCCUGCAGAGCAUUUGGAAUCCGGCCAUCCUCAUGAUACACGAGGACCGUACAAGGUUCUUUUGAAGCAGCAUGAUGCUUGGGAAGGAACAGAUGAAGAGCAGAGGUCAGAGGAUAUUGUGACAGCCAGUGUAAAGAAGGAUGAUCAAAAGAGAACAUCAUCAUGGGAAAAUGACUGGAAAGCAGAUCAGAGGAAGCAGGAAGAAGUGAAUAUAAGGACAGUUGUUGAGGAAGCUUCCACCCAGAUUAUUGACCACAAUGGAGGGGAUUCUAUCUUGGGCAAAGUGAAGUCAUCUGAAGGUGUGGAAAAUGCUAAGGCAUAUGGCGAUAUUUCAGUGAAGAAAAUGGAGCAUCUGGAAGUCUCUGUUGCCACAGAAGGUUCCAGUCUAAUUCAGAAAAUAGAGGGUUUAAAUGCAAAGGCUCGGGCCUCUGAUGGGCGAUAUGACUCUAUAUCUGUUUGCAGUAUGGAGGAGCAGAAAAAUAACUCACAAGUAGUUAAUGCAAAGGCAAAGCAUUUUACAAAUGAAGUUGCAACUGGUUCUCAUGCUGCAUUUCCUGAUAGAAUGCCUUCUCAAAUGAUUGGACCUACCUCUAGUGAAGUAGUUGUUUCAGCUGGAGUUAAGAGCCUUGGUUUGCCAGCUUUUGGUGGAGCAGGCAUUAACAGGAGAUCUACCCGUAGCAUGCAUGGUAGAACUGAUCAUCGAGGCAGGGGAAGAUUCAAUUCUCAAGAUGUUGAUGGAUGGAGAAAGAAACCUCCAUUUACAGAUUCGUCAAGAGUAAAAUCCACCACACAUUCUGAAAAUCCUUUUGAUGCAAUUGUGCAAGAAUAUAUGUCAUUAGAGGCUUCAAAGAAGUCUGAAUCAUAUCCCCAAGCAAUAGACGAGUCAGAGUCCGUGCCACCUGUAUAUGAUCCAAGUGAUAGCCAAGCGCAGCAUGCCAUGAUGAAGGAACUUGCAAAGCAGCGUGUCAAACAACGAGAAAAAGAAGAGGAAGAGCGGGCUAGAGACCAGAAGGCUAAGGCUCUUGCAAAAUUGGAAGCGUUGAACAGGCGCACACAAACAGCUGAAGGUUUAACUCAGAAGUUGGAAUCUGUUCCAGAUAGUGCUGUCCAGAGUAGGCAAGCAGAAUCCCGAACACUUGCUGAAGAAACGAUCCUCACUAACAGAUCUGAUGUAACAAGCUUGGUUUCCAACCCAUCUGUAGUUGUGGACGUUGGUCAAAGCAGCAUCGGGGAAUAUGAAAAGCUCAAUAUUUUGUCCAAUCAACAACCUUUGGCAUCAACAAAAAUUGUGCAUAAAGCAACUGCAGAUAUGGAUAACCAUUCUUUGCCCUUGCAACAGAGAGUUAAUAAUGCUGAUGCUGCUCUCCAUAAUCACCCACAGUUUAGCGAUGGUAGCACUUCAAAGCAGAAGCAUGCAGGCUAUAAAAAAAAGGAUUGUAACUUGGUGGAUAAGAGCUCCAGUGAGAAGUAUAUUUCUAAAAGUACAACUGAAUUGCCAAAUAUUCAUACUGAUGCAGCAGUUGAUGUGGUUCCUUCUACUGAGGCUGUUAUAAAUGAAAUUAACUCAAUCUCUGGGUCUAUUUCUACACAAAAUGUUGUGAAUGAGCCCCCAAUGCACCAGAGAAGGAAAAAUAACAGGAGUGGUAAGAACAAGCACAAAGUGGAGGAGGCAUCAUCCACAACUCCUUUACCAUCUGGGAUUUCUAAAGAAAUAAAUCAUACAGGUUCUUCUGUUGAGAGUUCGAAGCCAAAGUCUUCUGAAUGUGAGUUGGAUCCUAGCUCGUUUCAGUCUCUGACUGGUUUAAAGGAUGGAAUUCAGUCUUCAGAGCAGGACUUAACUUUUCCUAAUGAAGAAGCCUCUGGCCGAGUGAAUAACCUGUGGAAAUCUCAGCAUUCUCGCAGGAUGCCUCGAAAUCCACAAGCUCAUAGAUCUGCGGUCCACAGUGGUGAUGCUGUUGUAUGGGCACCUGUGCGGUCACAUAACAAAGCUGAGGUUACUGAAGAGGUCAGCCAUAAGUCGGUUGUUGAGGCUGUUGCUCCGCAGGCAAAGAAUGAUGCUCAAGUGCUGAACAAUCCAAGAAACAAGAGGGCAGAGAUGGAGAGGUACAUCCCAAAGCCUAUUGCGAAAGAACUGGCUCAGCAAGUAAUUAGUCAGCAACUGGUAGCUCAUUCAGACAAUCAGACUGCAGCAGAUGAGAUCGUUGGAAGAGCAGCUUCUGGGUCCCAUGGAGUUGAAUGUUCUCAACCUGCAGGCACAGCCAAGGGGAAGGUGGGGAACACUACAGAGUCAAGGAAUGAUGGUAGGCAGAGUAGGCAGGGAAAAGGGCAUGGAUCUUGGCGCCAACGGGCCUCAGCUGAUGCAACUUUUCUAGGUUUGCAAGAUGGACAUUAUUCCAACCCAAGUAAAAAUGAUCAGAAAUCAACUGAGCAGAACCAACACCAGAAGCCUGAUCUGAGCCUAGUGAAAGAGCAGCCCAAGUAUGAUGAAUGGAAUACUUCCGAUGGUUGGAACAUUCCUGAAAAUCCAGAUUCUGCUGUACCACCAGUAGUUCCUGUUGAAAGAGAUCAAGGAAUGACAGGCAGGGGAAAGAGGCAUGCAUUCAAGGGACACAAAGGAGGGGGAAACAAUUAUGAUUUUGAUCACAAGAAAAUUAAUAAUGGUGAAGCUGAUAAACUUAACCCACUAUCGUCAGUCCCUGAGAUGGUUCAGUUAGAUUCACCUGCUGCUUCAAAAGAAAAUCGUGGUGUUGGGGAUCGAUCAACAUCUCAUUGGCAACCCAAAUUAUCUGCAAUCAAUCAAAGAGGAAGCCGGCCUGAUGGUGAUCAAAAUGUUGGGGCUGAAAUUGGUAGGACUAGCACAAAGGAUUCUACCUGUCAGGGUAGGGUGUUACAUCCAUCUCAACUAGACAAAGAAACCUAUGAAGGUGUGACUCAGCCUCUUGAAUAUCAAUGUAUCUCUGAAAAAGGAAGUGUUGAAGAAUCACGUAAUGUUCAGUAUCACGAGUCUAAGAGGGAAAGGAAGGUAGCUUCACUUAAAAGACGCCCCCACUCCCCAAACCAAGGCCCUGGUCUUCCAGCCGAAGCUCCUCCAUUGAAUGUGGAUACUAGAAAUGAGCAGCGCUCAACGACAGGUUCCCGCAAAAAUGGAAACCAAAAGAACCAAUUUGGGAGAGGCCAUGAAUCUCGAGGUGAUUGGGGCUCAUCUGGACAAGAAAUGAAGCAGCAUAACCCAACUGCAAACCGUGAACAGCAGAGGCACAAUUCACAUUAUGAGUACCAGCCAGUUGGACCCCAGAACAGUAGGAGAGCAAAUAAUCUUGAAGGACCAAAAGAUUCUCAUGGUACAGGUGCAAGGUUCAGGGAGAGGGGUCAGAGUCACUCAAGGCGUGGUGGGGGAAACUUCCAUGGACGGCAAAGUGGCACUGUUAGAGUAGAUGGUGGUUAUGAUUAGUGAGGAAGGAAUUCAGGAUGGGUUUUUUAUUUGGUCAAAAACAGCGCUGCCAAGAGCAACACUGGUUUGAUCUUUCAGAUUUUCAGGUAUUUAUGAGUAGGCAGCAUUUUCUGUUGUAAAAACUAUUAAAUCUUCGCUGAACUGAUGCCAUAUGCAUUGAGCAGGGCUAGGAGAAAAGCAGAGGCAAAAUAUAAUAUCCGUUGAUCACUGGUACUCAAAAUACGGUUUAUUUCAUUUGUAAUUUUCUAGUGUAAUUUGGUCACAGUUUGUAUAUUGUGGAACCUUGGGCGCAUUUGUUGGAGCCUUGUAUUUGGAAUGAAGUAGCGAAGAAGUUUUAUAGUCUCCCACUUCAUUUUCAUCUUUGUCUG
Durio zibethinus is the source of this 5606-nucleotide messenger RNA. RefSeq names its product protein MODIFIER OF SNC1 1-like. The record is from RefSeq and is a predicted model, not a curated record. Lineage: Eukaryota; Viridiplantae; Streptophyta; Magnoliopsida; Malvales; Malvaceae. Gene Ontology annotation, biological process: epigenetic regulation of gene expression.